Zingiber officinale is the source of this 2543-nucleotide messenger RNA. RefSeq names its product pentatricopeptide repeat-containing protein At1g20230-like. Gene Ontology annotation, molecular function: protein binding; RNA binding; zinc ion binding. Lineage: Eukaryota; Viridiplantae; Streptophyta; Magnoliopsida; Zingiberales; Zingiberaceae. Bases 116 to 2404 code for a protein of 762 amino acids. Gene Ontology annotation, biological process: RNA modification. The record is from RefSeq and is a predicted model, not a curated record. The transcript has a single exon.
GAGGUCUGUGAAUUGGGAUCCAUACUCUCUUUUGGUUCUGGUGUUACUUUUUGGGGGAAUUCUAGCGAAUGGUUUGACAACUGUUGAUGAUAGCAAUAAAAGUUGCAGGCGAUCGAUGGUCAUGGUUUCUAGUAGUUUGUCUCACAAAGGCAUUUCGUCGUGCAUGUUAACAGCAGUCGAGUCCCUGUUCCAACGCUCGCUUCCUUCGCUGUCGCCGACGCGGCAGGCUCACGCCGGUCUCCUCAAGUGCGGCCUCGUCCCCGGAGACGCCCGCCACACCUCCAAGCUCCUCGCUUUCUACGCCGGCCAUCGCUGCGUAGCCGAUGUGGAAUUCCUCUCACGGUCCGUUACUCGUCCUGACCCCUUCGCCUUCUCCGGCGUUAUCUCCGUCCUCGUCCGCUCGCACCUCUUCUCUGCUGCGUUAUCUCUUCUUCCCUGCAUGCUCUCUCUUCGCCUCCCUCCCGAUCCCUUCGUCCUCCCCGCCGCUCUCAAGGCCUGCGCCGCACUCCCUUCCCUCCCCAUUGGUCGGCAGAUCCACGCUCUUUCCCUGGUAGGAGAGGUCUCCUCUGACCGCUUCGUCGCCUCUGCUCUCGUCGACAUGUAUCUCAAGUGUGCCGCAGUGGCCGACGCGUACCAGGUGUUCGACGAAAUGCCCGAGAAGUGUGUCGUCGUUUGGAGCUCCAUGAUCGCUGGCUGCGCGACGCACGGUCGCACAGGGGAGGCUUUCCAGAUGCUCGACAGGAUGCGGAGUUCCGGCGUCGAACCGAACUUGAUCACAUUCAACGGAUUGAUUGUGGGGUUGAAGCGCUGUGGGCGGCCUCACGAGACUCUGCCUUUGCUGCGGAGGAUGCACUCCGAGGGCUUUGAACUGGACGAGGUCUCCGUUUCAAGCACCCUGUCAGCUGCCAGCGACGUGGAGGAUCUCACGAUGGGUUGCCAGAUUCAUGGAUACGUAAUCAAGACGAGGUUGGAAACCAACAGCUCCGUGGUGAGCGCUCUCCUCGACAUGUAUGGCAAAUGCGGUUGCGCCGACGAGAUGAUCCGAGUGUUUGACACGGUGACCGCGCCGGACGUCGGUUCCUGCAAUGCUCUGCUCGCCGGGCUCUCGAGGAAUGGCCGCGUCGACGACGCCUUGAAGGCGUUUGCCGAGUUCCAAGCACAAGGCAUCAAACUAAAUGUAGUGUCUUGGACGUCAAUUGUGGCUUGUUGCUCACAGAACGGGAAGGACAUGGAUGCUCUACAGCUCUUCAGACGGAUGCAGAGUGCAGGGGUGGAACCGAACGCAGUGACCAUCCCUUGCCUGCUACCUGCUUGUGGAAAUGUCGCCGCCUUGUUGCAGGGCAAAUCUGCUCACUGCUUCUCUCUUCGAAAGGGCAUCCUGGCGGAUGUGUACGUGGGUAGUUCCUUGGUGGACAUGUAUGCCAAAUGCGGCCGAAUCGCCGACGCUCGGGUCGUGUUCGACGCAAUGCCAUCAAGGAACAUCGUCUCCUGGAACGCGAUCGUCGGAGGGUACGCGAUGCACGGGAAGGCGAAGGAUGCGAUUGAGCUGCUCCUCUCCAUGAAGCGAAACCGGCACAAGCCAGACUCCGUCACCUUCGUCUGCGUGCUCUCUGCCUGUAGCCAAGCUGGACUAACAGAGGACGGAGAGCGGUACUUCUACGAGAUGCAGAGAGAUUAUGGGAUCACAGCCAGCGUCGAGCAUUACGCGUGCAUGGUGAGCCUUCUCGGCCGCGCGGGGAGGUUGGACGAGGCUUACGAACUGAUAAGAAAGAUGCACGUCGAGCCUGAUGGCUGUGUGUGGGGAGCAUUGCUCAGUGCCUGUAGAGUUCAUAACAAUGUCACUCUGGCAGAGACUGCAGCAGACAAACUGUUCGAGUUGGAGCCGGCGAAUGCCGGAAACUACGUGCUGCUGUCGAACAUCUACGCUGCAAAAGGUAUGCUGGAUGAAGUGGACAGGGUGAGGGAUACGAUGAAGACCAUGGGCGUGAAGAAGAACCCAGGAUGCAGUUGGAUCGAAAUACGGAACAAGGUUCAUAUGUUGUUGGCUGGCCACAAGUCUCAUUCCCAGAUGAGCCGAAUCACCGAGAAGUUGGAGAAGCUCAGCGAAGAGAUGAAGAGACUGGGUUACCUCCCGAGCACCAACUUCGUGUUGCAAGACGUCGAGGAGCAGGACAAAGAGCACAUUCUGUGUGGCCACAGUGAGAAGUUGGCGGUGGCUCUGGGACUUAUAAGCACUCCCGCGGGGACUCCGCUUCGGGUGAUCAAGAAUCUUCGCAUCUGUGGAGACUGCCAUGCUGCGAUGAAGUUCAUUUCCAAGUUCGAGGGCAGGGAGAUCCUUGUGAGAGAUACGAACCGGUAUCAUCGCUUCGAGGAUGGAAGUUGCUCCUGCGGUGAUUAUUGGUGAGCAAACUCUUUUUCUGCCAUUUUUUCUAUUGGUUGAAAAUUCUUCAAUGCUUGAUGAACAUCUUAAUUGAAAUGGUCCGACAAGGACUAUAAAAAAAAAAAAACUUAACUUGAGAGGGUACAUCUUGUUUUUCCUGCAA